This is a messenger RNA of Calliphora vicina (urban bluebottle blowfly), 1022 nucleotides long. RefSeq names its product ghiberti (gene ghi). The record is from RefSeq and is a predicted model, not a curated record. NCBI's taxonomy places the organism in Eukaryota, Metazoa, Arthropoda, Insecta, Diptera, Calliphoridae. The transcript is spliced from 2 exons. Bases 79 to 315 code for a protein of 78 amino acids.
AUUAAUUGAACAAUUAAUACUAUAAAAGGUCAUACAACUCGUCAAUACUUUUUGAGAGAAAGAACAACAACAACAAAAAUGCUACAAAAUAUCAUAGAUUUUUGCAACUAUUGGUGGUUUCGCUAUUUAAUGGUUACUGAAUUGUACAUGGUGGAGAAAUGGGAACGCGUAACAAUACAUGUGAUAUUUGCAGUAUUAUUUAUUCUUUUUUGGUACUUUAACUAUUCCGUGCUACUCUCCUUCACUGGCAGUUUAUUUGGCAUAACACCCAUAUCAUCAAUAAUGGAUCAACAGAGUAGUAAGCUCGUCGUAUAAUAAGCUCUUAUAUAAGUUAAUUUUUAGGAACAUCUAUAAAGAAAACUGUUUGCUUUUAAACAUACACAUGUAUUAAGUUCCACAAGUAAAUUACAUUAGAAGCAUAUUGGUUAUAAGAACGUAUUAUAGUAUAUAAAUGAACAAAAAUUAAAUGCUCUAUUGUAAUUUGUACUUUAAAAUAAAAUAUGUAACUGAAAAAUCUGUUGAAAAAAGAAGCCUUUAAAAUUACUACGUCACCUUCAACACAUACGAUUGUUUAUUGUUAUUUUUUUGUUUAUGAUUUAAUUUAUUCACUAAACUAUGUUAAAAUUAAAUCUAUGUUACUCUUUCAUAUUAGCCCACCUUUAUCUAGUAGCUUCUUUGUAAUGCAAUCUUUUACACACUACUAAAACAAUCAUAGACUUUUGGAUUUUGUAAAUUACAUUAAUUAAUGUUUAUAAACGAUUUGUAAAAUAAAAAUCUAAACAAUUAAAGAAAAUUAUUAAUUAAAUACACAAAAGUAAUUCACGUUACCGUUUUAACUUUCGCACAAUCACAACAACAACAUACAUCAUACGUAUGGUUGUUGUGAAAAAUUUCGUAUUAUUGCAAGGCUAAAAAACGGUAUCGUGAAUUAUCUUAAUAUUUUUUUGUUAAAAUGUAUGUAUAUGAAAUAAAUAUUUUGUAAGCUAAAUUUUCAUUAAAUAAAAUAUUAAUUUAUAACUUGA